ACCCAUGGCGCAGGCAAAGCCACCACCAGUGUGGUGCUGGUGUGAACCGUGUGGUGGCGUGAGGGAAUGCACGCGCUCAUUCUGGCGCGCGAGCACAGCAAGGAGACCGGGUCGCCGCCUCGCUUUCAACUCCCGCGCGCGUUGCCCCGGCACCAACCGUCUCCUUCCGCUCGCGUCAACGGCAGUUUGGAGGCAGCAAUCUCGCCAUAACAGCCUCUCUCUCCCUGUUUUUUUAGUCUCGUUGCAGCAAAUCUUCUCGUCGUGGCGCAAGCUUGCCCUCAGCUCAGCGACUGCUUCCUAGCUGUUCCGGGCGACGACGAUCCUCCCGGUUCUUCCUCGUCCAGCUUCCUUCGGCCUCACGUCUCGCGAGGUGGAUCUGCCGUCCGUGCCUGGGUUUCUCUUGGGGCUGAGCAUCUCAUUUCCUUGGGAAUUCCUGUCGCUGUCCUUCUGGAGAUCAGUGGAUGAAGAGGUCGACGAAAAUCUGACAGAGUUCUCAAGAGGUUCGGCGUCUAGGUGAGCCUAUCGACCGGUUCAUUCUCCGUGGCGUGCUGCGGCGCAGUUCUUGUCGGCGGCGCUCACGGAUUAUUCCUGCCCUGUUCCCGCAGGUGCGCCGCGCCGGGGCGGCGCCACCGCCACCGCCACCGUGCCAUGCAGGCCGAGGAGGUGAGGUCGCGGUUCGGGCGGUGCCCGUACUGCCGCGCCAUGAUCUACCAGGACCUCACCGCCAUCAUCUUCUACUGCAGCAAGUGCCGCACGCCGAUCCGAGGCAAGAACCCGCGGCCGACCGACGAGACCGAGUACGCGCUCGCGCAGCUCGAGAUCCUCUCCGCCGACACCGCGUCGGUCUUCUCCGACGACGUUGAGCCGCCGAAUCCGAGGUCGGGCUGGGGCGUCGACGACGACGACGAUGCGCGGCGGCCUCCGCUGGGGAGCAGGUCAACUACCGGUAGAAGCUUCGUGCCCAACAGCAGGCAGGGUACUGGAGCCGCGUCUUCGUCCUCGCCGUACAGAGAGUCUGGCUCGGUCAGAGAAGGCCCGAGAAACAGGGCAACGAACUCCGGCCUGAACCGGGACAGCCAAACGGAGGCUGCUGAGUGGAGCGGUUCGCCGCUGCGCAGUCGCGUGACCGAACUCCGGCCGUCCUCGAGGAGAACCAGGCGAUCGAGCACCGGCGAUGUGGCCGCGCGCAGCGGCGCAGGAUCGGGCACCGACGACUCGGACUACGAUGUGCCGGCGCCGGCUACGUCUUACCGGCGCCGGGCGUCGCCGCUGAGCUCGCAGGAACUCGAAGUGGCGUCGGUCCUGUCUGGACUCGAGCCGAUCAACAUCGACAAGUCGCCGCUGAGUGACCCGGCGUUCCAGAAGGACCUCCUGCAGGCGCUGGACAACCUCCGGAAGCUCAUCGCCGCCGUCGACCAUCCGCGCAGCAUCGAAGGGCACUGGCAAGGCAUGGUGCCCCGGCUGAGCGCGUCCUGCAACGGCGACGGCAGCGGCAAGCGCCCGAUCACAAGGCGCAGCUCCCGCCUCAUGCGCCGGCUGGAGUCGCAGCUCACGCGGGCAUUGCCCGCGGAGCGCCCGCGCCGGCGCCGGGACGCGAGCGCCUCGUCCUCCUCGUCGUCGUUGAGCAGCCGACGCGGCGGCCUCGGGCCGCGGGCGCACCACUGCCGGCCGCUGCUGGGCGGCGCGCCGUUCGUGGUCUGCGACGGGUGCUCGGAGAUACUGCAGCUGCCGGCCGCACUGCCCGCUGGCAGAGUCUCCAGGCUCAAGUGCGGUGGCUGCGGCGAAGCGUUCGAGCUGACUCUGCCGGCGAGCGGCUCGACGGAGACGGCCCGGCCGGAUAGGAUCUUUUCCGCGCCGCAGAUCGCCGCCGGCGGCGCGGAGGACCCCGAGCAUGCGCUCGCGUGGAGCCACCUGAGUGGCGAGCAGCCGCGGCCGGCGGGGCCGCUUCACCGCGUGCUUGGGUACAGCUCCGUCAGCUCGGUUCUUCGCAGCCGGCGGUACGACGAGCACAACUGAGCAUUUCUCUUGUACAUUAAGUUAGGUGUAAAUCGCAACGGGUCUGAUCAAUUUUGGGGGAUUUUCGUGAAGAAAUGCGCGGGGUUUUUUUUCAUCCAUUGUGUAUUCUUUUAGCACACAUUCGUAAUGAAAUUGUAUUCAUUGUGUAAAGAGGGGAUUGCUGUCCAUUUUUUAUGUUAGUCUAUGCUACCAAACUCGAUCUGAUUUGUAA
Panicum virgatum (switchgrass) is the source of this 2227-nucleotide messenger RNA. RefSeq lists its product as uncharacterized. NCBI's taxonomy places the organism in Eukaryota, Viridiplantae, Streptophyta, Magnoliopsida, Poales, Poaceae. Gene Ontology annotation, biological process: regulation of defense response to fungus. The coding region runs from base 649 to 2016 and encodes 455 amino acids. The transcript has 2 exons. The record is from RefSeq and is a predicted model, not a curated record.